Messenger RNA from Chara braunii, 2115 nucleotides. The record is from the annotation of a GenBank genome assembly. NCBI's taxonomy places the organism in Eukaryota, Viridiplantae, Streptophyta, Charophyceae, Charales, Characeae.
GUAGUACCGGAUUGACCCAUCCGCGACGAGAUCAUCCUCGAGGACGGGGCCGUACCUCCGCGCGGUUGCAUCUACCGAAUGAGCGAGGAAGAGUUAAGUGUGCUUCGGGCACAACUCGACGACCUUCWAGAGAAAGGCUGGAUUCGGCCUAGCUCAUCGCCAUACGGUGCUCCUGUUCUCUUCGUCCGGAAGAAGAACAAGGACCUGCGGUUGUGCAUCGAUUAUCGCAAGCUCAACGAGCAGACGAUCAGGAACGCCGGCCCUCUCUCACGCAUCGACGACCUUCUCGAGCGAUUGGGCGGCGCCCAGUUCUUCUCUAAAUUGUAUCUCAAGUCAGGGUACCACCAAUUCGAGAUUCGCAAGGAGAGUCGCUACAAGACCGCGUUCAAGACACGGUAUGGGCAUUUCGAAUGGCUGGUCAUGCCAUUUGGCCUUACGAAUGCCCCAGCCACUUUCCAAGCGGCUAUGACGACGGAGUUCCGACACAUGCUGGAUCGUUUCGUACUUAUCUACCUCGACGACAUUCUGGUUUACAGCCGGAGUCUGGACGAGCAUGUGGAACACCUGCGCACCGUUUUGGAGCGGCUACGACAGGCCAAGUACAAAGCAAACCGCGACAAGUGCGAGUUCGCACAGCAGGAGCUGGAGUACUUGGGACACUAUGUGAGGCCGCAAGGCAACCGUUCGCUUGCGAACAAGAUCGAGGCCCUACGAUCGCCAAAGGUGCCAUUCGUAUUCGAUGAUAACGCACGCCGGUCAUUCCAAGCACUUAAGACGGCUAUGCUCAUGGCACCCGUCCUUAGCAUCUAUGACCCCACCCUGCCGACGCGAGUGACUACGGACGCUUCCGGCUAUGGCAUUGGGGCAGUCUUGGAACAACACGACGGCGACGACUGGCACCCUGUGGAGUAUUUCAGCCACAAAGUGCCUCCCAUCAACUCGCUUGAUGAUGCAAGGAAGAAGGAGCUGCUCGCAUUCGUGAUGGCUCUCAAGCGUUGGCGGCACUUCCUCCUUGGGCGUUGUAGGUUCACAUGGGUCACAGACAACAAUCCAUUGACCUACUACAAGACGCAGGACACGGUGAGCAGCACGAUCGAACGAUGGAUGUACUUCAUCGAUCAAUUUGACUUCACACCGAAACAUGUCCCCGGCCUCUCCAAUCGCGCAGCAGAUGCACGCUCGCGAAGACCUGAUCUUUGCGCUAUGUCACAUCAUGCCUUCGCAUUCGACGAGGAGCUUCAGCGACACUUCAUCCGGGCAUAUCAGUCUGGUCCGGACUUCGGCACGCUCUAUGCACAGCUAUCUUCGGAUCACCCGUCGGCCAGCCAUUACCGCAUUGCCGACGGGUACUUGCUCCUCCACUCGAGAGGCAAGGACUUACUAUGUGUCCCACGCGACCGUCGUCUUCGGACUCGCCUCCUCGGCGAGUACCAUGAUUCACGACUCGCCGGCCAUUUUGGAGUCAACCGCACUAUUGCACGGCUUCGACAGCGAUUCCGAUGGCCCGACCUCAUUACCGAUGUCACUCGGUAUUGCGGCUCUUGCGAAGUUUGUCGACGCAGCAAGCCCCGCAACCGAUGUCACCCGAUGCCUAUCCCACGGGAACCCGGUCUCUCCAUUGCCAUGGACGUCACCGGUCCGUUCCCUCGCGACCGGCUCGGGCACGACGGCAUCCUCACGGUGGUGGACCGAUUGAGGACGUUCUCAGUGACACACAUCUGUGGAGUCUCCACUAUCGCACCAAAGUCACCUCUUAUGCACUGUCCGCACUUUGUACGCCGUCUCGACGUUUUCGCUGACUCUCUAUCCGACCCUGUCAUCAAUGUGGAAAAACUCAGACGAGGUGUACUCGAGUUCUAACACCAGGAAGUCUUCAAGUGCGGCUCGGAGGGGUGGGAGGGGUCCGUCUCCCGGACAAUUAUCUCCUUCAACUUCCAUCAGGCCAUGACUAACGUCCAUAAACUCGGUCAUUGGUUGCUCCCGUCCCGUCACUGUUCCAUUAUUUUGAGGCCUUUGGAGAAGUCGGUGUGACGGCUUUGAUGGUGGGCAUGAAGCACUUAAAUAAAAUUAUUUCCUGUCCUUGAGUGCAUUCCAGCUCUACUCAAAUGGACAAAG